This is a messenger RNA of Notothenia coriiceps (black rockcod), 1352 nucleotides long. It is a transcript of the gene nagk, whose product is annotated as N-acetylglucosamine kinase. The record is from RefSeq and is a predicted model, not a curated record. Gene Ontology annotation, molecular function: N-acetylglucosamine kinase activity. The transcript is spliced from 10 exons. Bases 34 to 1080 code for a protein of 348 amino acids. NCBI's taxonomy places the organism in Eukaryota, Metazoa, Chordata, Actinopteri, Perciformes, Nototheniidae.
UGCACUACACUGAACCAAAACAGGAAGCGAGACAUGGCAUCGGUGUUCGGCGGAGUAGAGGGUGGAGGGACUCACUCCAAGGUGGUGCUGCUGUCAGCAGAUGGAAAGAUCCUGGCAGAGACAGAGGGACCAUCCACCAACCACUGGUUGGUUGGGGUUGACAAAUGUAUCGACACCAUCAACGACAUGGUCCAGAAAGCCAAGAUGGAGGCAGGGCUGGAUCCAAACACGCCACUAUACCUAUUGGGCAUGUCUCUGAGUGGGGGGGAGCAGAAAUCAGCCAUCGACAAACUGAUCGCUGAAAUGAAGCAGCGAUUCCCCGCUCUCAGCCAGCACUACUUCAUCACCACAGAUGCUAUUGGUGCCAUGGCAACUGCCAGCGAUCAGGGAGGUGUGGUGUUGAUAUCAGGGACCGGCUCUAACUGUAAACUGGUUCACCCUGACGGCUCACAGGUCGGCUGUGGAGGCUGGGGUCACAUGAUGGGGGAUGAAGGAGGAGCCUUCUGGAUCUCUCACUUGGCGGUGAAGACGGUGUUUGAUGCCAAAGACAACCUGGUGGCUCCUCCUCAUGACAUCACACAUGUCGGAAAGGCCAUGUACGAGUACUUCCAGGUGUCAGAUCUGAUGGGCAUGCUGCCGCACCUCUACACAAACUUUCAGAAGUCCCAUUUUGCAGGUUUUUGCAAGAAGCUUGCUGAAGGAGCAAAAGCAGGGGAUGCUCUCUGUCAGCAUUUGUUCACUCAGACUGGGAGAGUCCUGGCAAAACAUGUAGAAGCAGUCCUACCUGCAGCAAAAGAGCCUCUAUUGAAUGGUGACCUAGGCCUGCCUAUCCUGUGUGUGGGCUCAGUGUGGAAGAGCUGGGAGCUUCUGAAGCCAGGGUUCACCGAGGUCUUGGAUAAAAUGGCAUCAACUGACAAGUUCAAGGGCCGUUUCCAUGGCUACAGCCUCCUGUCCCUGCAGCAGUCCUCGGCCCUCGGCGGUGCGAGUCUGGGGGCUCAGGGUAUCGGCGCAGCUUUAACUUUGGACUACAAAGCUAACGCCAAAGUCUUCUACCAACACACUUUCAACAGCAGCCAAUGAUAGUGCCGCUGCACAUCCUGGAGCUCUUAACCAAUCAUAGUUCAGAUAAAGGGAGAUUGCAUUAUGAGCAUCAUGCUAAAGUGAUGAUGAUAAUAAUGAUUCUGUAAUAAUGAUAUUGGCUUUGAUCUUUUACUACAAGAUACAAAGAAGUUUGAUGAAAUUAUUCAAAAAUAUUUGCUUUUACUGCUGCAUAGUACCUAUUUGGACCAUUUCAUUGAUAUUCCUUUUUUUGUUUUAUUGAAAUUGUAAAUCUUUACACCUUUUACAACAGU